CUGGCUACGUCGGUGUAUCGUCGUUGCGCGAUUGUACGUGCUCCCGUGUGCAUUACGGACGGCUCCAGGUAUCCAGGAUGCAAGCUAUCAAAUGCGUGGUCGUCGGCGACGGUGCUGUUGGUAAAACAUGCUUGCUGAUAAGCUACACCACCAAUGCAUUUCCUGGGGAGUACAUUCCAACAGUGUUUGACAAUUAUUCUGCAAAUGUAAUGGUCGAUGGGAAACCGAUUAAUCUCGGUUUAUGGGAUACAGCAGGGCAGGAGGAUUAUGACAGACUGCGGCCAUUGUCGUAUCCACAGACUGAUGUCUUUCUGAUCUGUUUUUCAUUGGUAAAUCCGGCGAGUUUCGAAAACGUACGCGCCAAAUGGUAUCCUGAAGUGCGUCACCAUUGUCCCGCCACUCCGAUUAUUUUGGUCGGCACUAAACUGGAUCUGCGUGAAGAUAAAGAGACCAUUGAGCGUUUGAAAGACAAGAAACUAGCUCCCAUCACAUAUCCACAGGGUUUGGCUAUGGCAAAAGAGAUUGGUGCUGUCAAGUACUUGGAAUGCUCUGCUCUGACGCAGAAAGGUUUGAAGACUGUGUUUGACGAAGCGAUACGUGCUGUAUUGUGCCCUGUUUUGCAAGUGAAGCCAAAGCGCAGAUGUUUCCUUCUAUAAUAUUAAAUGUACCCCUCUUUGCACGUUGGUACUGGAAUAUGUUAAACUGUCUCAUCUCCAGUGUACCAAACGCGAAUCGAAUUAAUCGGACAAGUUACCGACAUUUGGAACCCCAGUUGUACCAGCCUAUGCUAGCGUCAACAGGCUGCAAACAUCUGCCAGCAUAAACGCACAAAUAUUAGUUCGGUAUAAAAUUUCCAGCGAGCAAGACAAGAGGGUUUCACACAGGAAAUCAUAAAUUCGGAAUAUAUAAAUUCAUUCUUAUGUGGCCUCCAACAUCCUAUAAGAAAUUAAUCGAGGAGUUUUUGUGCUCUCUCGCACGAACAAAGCUUCCAGUCUAGACAGUCUGAUAAUAGGGCUAUAAAUGCAAAUCGACUGGAUGUUCUAAGCGAAAAGAGUGUAAAAGAAGCCAAAAUAAUUGAAUUAACUGCUGUACAGUAUACUAGAGUAUAUUAUGAAUAUUAUAAUUAAUAAUUAAGUAUGAAUGGUAAAAGAAGAAGCAAAUAUUACCAUAUAAUUGUAUAAGCGUCCAAACAUUGACUGUAUACUGAUCAGUUUAAUCAAAGAGGAAAACCAUUUUAUGCUAUUUGCCAUUGUACAUUUUAGGUAGGACAUAUAUAAUUAACAUGUUUAAAAAAAAAAAAGAAGAAAACAGUUUUUCCUUAUCGCAAAGGAUUGCAAUACGCGUGUCAAGAUAUAAAUUUGGAGAGAAAGAGAAAAUAUUUUUUAGAGAUAUGCAUAGGGUACAUGGCAAAUCUGUUUGGACGAUAUUCAUCUAGAUGUUCAUUAUAAAUGUGAAUAACAGUAAUUCCACACACAUACACAUUUCUCAAAGUACUUAGAGCAACCAUACAUAUUUUUCUUUUUAUUCAGAUAUUCACUAAUAAUAUGUUAAAAGCUUCAAAGCUUUGACAAGAUUGCUUUUGCAAAGAGAGUUAGCUGUUGAAAAUUUCACUGAGAGAGUUUGUUUGUCUAAAAUCCCAGAUUUAUUUAAGAAUUUGUAUAUAAAAUCUAAUUUCAGACAUUGAAUGUGUAAUCAAAUGUCAUUCAAUGUUAGGUGUACAUGUCCGACAUUUUCUGUGUUCAUUCGUACAAUAGUUAACAAUAUUUUCAAUUUUAUGUGAGUUCAUGAUGAUUAAAAAACGAUGAUUAAAUGACAGAUACACGAACUUAAAACAAAACAAAAAAAUAUAUAUUAAUAUAGCUAUACAUUUUCGAAGCGGAAUCAGUAGCACAGCGGCCGCAUAACAUGGCUUCCUUCUUCCACUAAAUUGGUUAACAAUUACAUAAACAUUACAAUUACUGUAAACGUUACAUACCAUAAUUUAAGAGAUAGCUAACUAUUGUACAAGAGUUUUUUAGAUGUAUGUGAUAUAAGUAUAAAAAUAUUAUCAAGUUUACAGAUUUCUCUGCUUCGUUCGUAAAUAUCUUUUACAUGACAUGAUCUGUGAUUAGUUACGCGCGAUAUGCAUUUCUUUUUACAGAAACUGUCGUGUUAUCGAGCUGGAAUUAAAAAGAGUAUUGCCCACAGACUUCUAUAAUAUAUAGAAUAAUAAUAUAAUAUAAUAGAAGUCUAUGGUAUUGCCGUAUAAUCAUCU
Molecule: messenger RNA, 2254 nt
Organism: Formica exsecta
Lineage: Eukaryota; Metazoa; Arthropoda; Insecta; Hymenoptera; Formicidae
Gene: Rac1
Product: ras-related protein Rac1
Exons: 3
Coding region: 78-656 (192 amino acids)
Biological process (GO): cortical cytoskeleton organization; small GTPase-mediated signal transduction; regulation of cell shape
Cellular component (GO): cytoskeleton; cell projection; plasma membrane
Molecular function (GO): GTP binding; protein kinase binding; GTPase activity
Source: RefSeq, a predicted model, not a curated record